AUGGUUAAGCCAAAAAUAACUGUUGAAGAUGCUAUUAAAAAUAAAGCUGAUGUAAAUCAUAUGCAUCCUGAGUUAAAUCGAGAAAUAGUAAACUUAAGGCAUGAUUUAAUAACAGAACAUAACAAUAUAAAUUCACUUCAAACUUCUUUAGACAGUAAAGCAGACAAAAAUCAUUCGCAUGAAUCCUUCACAACUGUUAGAGCAGACGACAUAAUACUGAACUUUGACCUUGGUUCAAGUGCACCUUUAGAGAAUCCAAGCACUAGCGUAAAAGACACGCUUAACAGUUUAGAUAACAAUUGCAGGAACAUUGAAGGUCAUGCCAGAAACUUUGAAGCAUAUGAACUACCAGCAAUGUUAGCUAAGAAAGCAGAUAAAGAACAUACACAUGAAUUCUUCACAACUAUUAGAGCUGAUGAGAUAAUAUUGAAUUGGGCUAUUGCUUCAUCAAGCAUGCGUGAUGAAGAUAUGUGCACUAACCUAAGAGAUAUGGUUGUUGAUUUAGCCAAUAAAACCGACAAAAUAUAUGUAGAUGAAGAAUUAAAUCGUUAUGAUACAAAAGCAAUGAGUUAUACAGAAGAAGCAAAGGAAUGGGUAGAUGAAAAUUAUGUGAAGAAGUCAGAAGUAAAUGAUGCAGUUAAUGGUAAAAUUAAUGAAAGAUUUUCGAAUAUAGAUUCAUUAACAGUUAAUGACAUUCAAUUACACCAUCAAUUACCUGGUCAAAAGAAUGUGGAAUAUAAUAAUCUCACUAAUAUUCUUGAUGGUUUCGCUGAAUUUAGAACUGAUGCAACAAAUGCGAUUGCAAGCAUGAAAAAUGAAAUAUUGCAAACCAUAUAUCCUAUCGGUGCUUUAUAUACAUCAAUGAAUUCAACAAAUCCCGCAAGUGUUUUAGGUUUUGGUACAUAG
Messenger RNA from Trichomonas vaginalis G3, 906 nucleotides. Its product is annotated as keratin-associated protein family. The coding region runs from base 1 to 906 and encodes 301 amino acids. The transcript has a single exon. NCBI's taxonomy places the organism in Eukaryota, Parabasalia, Trichomonadida, Trichomonadidae. The record is from RefSeq and is a predicted model, not a curated record.